Myotis myotis is the source of this 1665-nucleotide messenger RNA. RefSeq names its product interferon-induced protein 44-like. Lineage: Eukaryota; Metazoa; Chordata; Mammalia; Chiroptera; Vespertilionidae. The transcript has 9 exons. The record is from RefSeq and is a predicted model, not a curated record. The coding region runs from base 105 to 1412 and encodes 435 amino acids.
UGCCUCUCGCCUCUGCUAUUGUUUUAUGCCUGCCUCCCUGUCCAGACAGAGCAACUACUCUCAGCCUCAGCCCCUGUACGGAUUCUACAAACAGGUUGAGAAAUAUGGCAACUCGUUUGACGUGGAUAGAAGAAAAGAAACUGCAAAACCUUGUGAAAGGGAAGUUUAGCCUUCUUUAUAGGGCUAGUGUCCAUGGAUUUACUAAUAGCAGUUUGAUUUGCAGAUGCAAGUAUCAAGGACCCACUCUACUAGUGAUUUACAGUUCUAAUCAUGUUUUUGGGUCAUAUAUACCCCAGAAUGACAAAAAUCAAACCAGAGGUUCCUGCCUCCUUUUUGCCUUUGAAGAGACUAAAAUUUUAAGAUGUGAACUAGGACCACAUGAUUUGACAGAUUUUGUUUAUCACUAUGGUAAUAAAGGGGAAUUCAUGAUCGAUCUAUCAGGAAAAAAAGUGACUAUGAGCUUAGAUACAAUUAAAAAAUUAAAACUAUCUCAACAUCAGACAAUAUCUUUUGAAGAAUGUGAAGUUUUUCGAUGUGAAGAUUUAUUGGACACAAGGAAGAUGAAAGGGGUUGCUGAGCUCCAGGGGAGCUUACUGUCUGCCAUAAGAACUUACAAACCAUCUAGGGACCUGGUUCACCAAAUACGAAUUCUGCUCCUGGGUCCGAUUGGAGCAGGGAAGUCUAGCUUUUUCAACUCAGUAAAGUCUGUUUUCCGAGGCCAUGUAACCCACCAGGCUUUGAUCGGCUCUGACAGAACUGGGAUAUCUCAGCAGUACAGGACAUAUUCCAUUAAGGAUGGGAAGGAUGGCAAGUCCUUGCCAUUUAUUCUGUGUGACUCAAUGGGGCUGAGUGAGGGAAAAGGGCUGUGCAUGGAUGACAUACCCUACAUCUUAAAAGGCCACGUUCCUGACAGAUACCAGUUUAAUUUCAUGAAACCAAUCACACCAGGUCAUAGUAACUAUAUUGACUUCCCAUUGCUGGAGGACAGAAUCCACUGUGUGGCAUUUGUGUUUGAUGCCAACUCUAUUGAGCAGCUCUCUGAUGAGAUGGUAGCAAAGAUCAAAAAAGCUCGAAGGGAGGUGGUGAAGAGUGGUGUGGUACAUGUGGUUUUACUCACUUGUGUGGAUAGCAUGGAUCUGAUUACGAAAGGAGACCUUAUAGACAUAUACAAAUGUAUGCCUGUGAAACUCAAGCAAGAGGAAGUCCACAAAAAACUUGGAUUUGCUCUUUCUGACAUCUUGGUGGUCAGUAAUUAUACCUCAGAGUGGGACUUGGACCCUAUAAAGGACGUCCUGAACCUCUCUGCACUGAGACAGAUGCUGUGGGCAGUAGAUGACUUCUUAGAGGAUCUGCCUCUUGAGGAAACAGCUCUCAGAGGAAAGCACUUACUAAGUGUGCAAGAGAAAAAAUAAAUAUGUGAACCCUUCACAUAUUAAAACUUCUCAGAGAAGAGAAAACAUAGAGAAGUGAGAAACCAGGAAAAAGACAAGUAGAUGAAGCUGAAGGAGUGUAUUUUACUUAUGGCUUGGAUAAAGAUGCACAAAAAAUUUAUAAUACAUAUAAAUAACUUGGAACAGCUGAAUUUAAAGUUGUAAAAAACAAUCAUAAUCUUGUUGGGGAUAUGUUCUAUACCUGUGAAAAAUUAAAGUUUCUUCUUAUAAAACC